Molecule: messenger RNA, 1216 nt
Organism: Hordeum vulgare subsp. vulgare (domesticated barley)
Lineage: Eukaryota; Viridiplantae; Streptophyta; Magnoliopsida; Poales; Poaceae
Product: fibrillin protein 5 homolog
Exons: 7
Coding region: 97-867 (256 amino acids)
Source: RefSeq, a predicted model, not a curated record
GGUAGUAAACCCACACGCAUGGAGGAGAGCAUGGCGCAGUCCAAGAGUAGGCCCCGCGAGUGCGCGUGAGCCCGCCAGCCCUCCGCCCUGCCUGCCAUGGCAGCCUCCCUCCUCCUCCCCCCCUCGGCGCACCGCCACUGCAUUACCACGCCCACCAGGGGAGCCGGAACGCAGUGCCACCCGGCAGCUCCGCGGCGCCGGCCGCGGCCGCGGGGCGCGCUGCUGGUGGCGAGAGGCGCCGCGGUGCCUCCCGAGCAAAGCUUGACGCCUCACUACGAGACCCUGGGCGACGCUAAGGCUGCGCUGUACCAAGCUCUGGAAGGUGUCGACAGAGGGAUAUUUGGCAUCACCUCCGCGAAAAGGUCCGACAUUCAUGCUCUGGUGGAGCUUUUGGAGUCCCGGAAUCCUACGCCGGAUCCCACCCACAAAUUGCAGGACAAGGUGGACGGCUGCUGGAGGCUCAUCUACAGCACGAUCUCGAUACUGGGGAAAAGGAGAACCAAGUUAGGCCUGCGAGAUUUCAUCAGCCUGGGGGAUUUCUUCCAGAUAAUCGAUGUCAAGGAGGAAAAGGCGGUGAAUGUCAUAAAGUUCAGCGCAAGAGCACUGAAGAUAUUCUCAGGCCAACUUGCUAUUGAAGCAUCGUACACUAUCACUACAAAAACGAGAGUGGGUAUCAAGCUUGAGACUUCAACAAUCACCCCAGAUCAGUUGAUGAAUAUCUUCCAGAAAAACUAUGACAUGCUCCUUGCUAUAUUCAACCCGGAAGGUUGGCUCGAGAUAACAUAUGUUGACGAAUCUCUACGGAUCGGCAGAGAUGACAAGGCAAACAUCUUUGUGCUGGAGAAAACAGACCCAUCUCAAGUGUAAGAAGAUCUACGAAGCAAAAUGUGUGCAAAUAUUCGUAGUUUCUGACAGUGAGUGCAUCGACACUCCGAGAGGAUGUCACCUUAACGUAUUCUGCGGCGCAAAUGAUUGUUAACACCUCAGGCAGAUCAUCGAUUCAACCACUCAUCAAUUUCUCCUAAAAAGGACAAGCAAGAUUCUUUUUUGCGGCCAUAGAACAUUUUGUUUUUGGAUUUUUUAGAUGUGCGCUGUCAAUGUAUCAUGUAAGUAGUAUGUAACUAUGAAAGUUCAGUUACAUAGAAAAUCAGACUGCCCCAUCUUAGGGAGCAAUUAAACAAUUAUCCAAUUUUGAAAUACACAAUUUUUUUUCAAA